GCGUUUCACCUAUCUAUGUCAUAGAUUGGCACAUUUCAGGAUGAGUUGUUCACUGAGCCUGGUGUCAAAAGCUAUUAUUGGACUAACAAGGAAGUUUUCAGUUUUGAUACUUACAGGACAUUCUUAAAAUACGAUGACCUUUUAUAUAUCAAAAGCACAAAGAAAAGUUGAUUUCUCCUUCAAUAUAAAACCCCCAUUACCUUCAAGGGGUUGAUCGGUAUUGCUCCAUGUGGAGCAGUUAGCUUUGUAUCCAGCUUUUAAACAGGCCCCGCUUCCGAUUAAGAGUUGACGAAACAGUCAGGGAUUCUUGAUUUGCUGGAGCCAGAUGAUGCUUGCAUGGCUGACAAAGGAUUCACCACUGAGAAGAUGAUGGCAGAACAGGGGGCCAAACUCAUCAUACCACCUUUUAAAACAGCAGCUCAGUUAAGCAAAAAAAAAAAAAAAAAAUGCAGAGAGAACAAAAGCCAUAGCUCGUCUUUGAAUUCUUGUUGAGAGCCAUCAGAAGAGUGAAGGAGUUUCACAUAUGGAACACCACUGUGCCUUUAACCUUGUCUGGAACAGUUAACCAGCUGAUGAAGAACUGCUGCUUGAUGAGCAGUUUUCAGUGGCCGCUUGGGUAUGUCCAUCAUAGCCUUUUUAUUAUAAAGAGUGGCUAGUAAUAUAUUGUAUUUAUAUUUUACACCUCUUGUAUUUAUAUUUUUUUCCACGUUGUACAGUUUAUUAUCAGCUAUACAUUGUUGAACUAAUGUAACAAUUGUAAUUUCAUAAAACAUUUAUUGAAAAUCAUAUCUCUGAGUUAACAAAAUAUACAUCUUAUACAAAUAUCAAAUCUUGAAAUCAUUAGAUCUCAAAAUAAAAAUGUUAACACUUUAAAUUAGGGUACACAUAUUCACUAUUAACUAGUUGCUUAUUAGGCAUGCUGUUACUAGCAUAUUAGCUGUUUAUUAGCACAUAAUAUUAAUGCCUUAUUCUGCAUGACCAUAUACUACACCUAUCAGACAAUUAACUAAGAGUUUUUCUUUAAUAAAUCCAUAGUUACUGCUUAUUGUGAGUGAGUAAGGCAGUUGUUUUAUGAGAAUUAUGAUCUAAAUAUGCUUUGCUUAGUAUGGGCCUUACAAGCUGGUAGUACCAGAAGAAUAGUCAUUCUCUCUUAAUAAGACUUAAUAAAUAGAGUCUAUUCUUAUGUAACAACACUCAUAACUACAAGUGUUAAUAGUGUCCAAUUAACUCUAAUUAAGUCUUUCUAAGUCUGAAUUUGUUUGGGAGUUUUUGCAUUUUAAUGCUGAUAAAUGGUUUCUACACCCAGACAUUAAAGUUUUUCCUUUUGAGACAGAAUCUCACUCUAUCAUUAGUAGAUCACUUCACAUUUUCAGUACAUCAUUGGACAACACAUAUUUAAUUAUGUAUUUCACCAAGAAAUCAACUCUGAACUCCUCUGACAUAUAUUUUAAUUUUUCAGUGCAUUUGUGUGAUUGUAAACAGCAGCAGCGUGUGAACAGGACUUUUAUUUUGGUCUAAUGGUGUGACAUGAUAAGGCUGCACCGCGCUCGUGCAUCUGCUGGGAUUCGGCUGAAGGAAGCUGGACCUUUGUCAACUCCAUCAGUGAUGCUGCCUUCACCCACUCUCGGGAUUAUCGUAAAUAUGUCUUUCCAAGUGUCCAGAAACUCCCGGUGAAGCGACUGAGAUCCACACGACACACUAUUAUAAAGAUGGCGUUUAUUAAACUGGAGAGUGAAAACGUGAAGAUUGAAGAAGUAUUUAGUUUGAAACAUGAAGAAACUGAGGAACAAACGAAGAUGCUGUUUUUUAAAGAGGAGGGUGAAGACGUGAAGAUUGAAGAAACAUUCAGAGUGAAACAAGAAGAAACUGAGGAACAAACAGACCUGAUGGGACUGAAAGAGGAUCAAGAACUGAAAGAAAUAGAAGAGAAAGGUCAAUAUAAGAGACAUGAUUAUAUGGAUCUAGUAAAAUCCACACAGACUGAAAGGAAAAAUCAGAAAACCGAAUCUAACAGUGACUUGGCCUGCUCUCAUUGUGGAAAGAGUUUCACCCAAAAACAUAAACUUGAAAUCCACAUGAGAACUCACACUGGAGAGAAGCGUUUCACAUGCCAACAGUGUGGAUUGAGUGUCACUGCAAAAGCAAGCCUUAAUUACCACAUGAUGAUUCACACUGGAGAGAAGCCUUACACAUGUGAUCAGUGUGGAAAGUGUUUCAGAGUUAAAUCAACCCUUGAUUCACACAAGAGGAUUCACACUGGAGAGAAGCCUUUCACAUGUCAACAGUGUGGAAAGUGUUUCACUGGAAAAGGAAACCUUAACUCCCACAUGAGAAUUCACAGUGAAGAGAAGCCGUUCACAUGUGAUCAGUGUGGAAAGAGUUUCAGACAUAAAGUAACCCUUAAUUCCCACAUGCAAAGUCACAAUGGAGAGAAGCCGUUUGCUUGUGUUCAGUGUGGAAAGAGUUUCAGACAUAAAGUAACCCUUAAUGUCCACACAAAGAGAAAACACUCAGACCUGAUGGUGCUGAAAGAAGAGAAUCAAGAACUGAAAGAAAUAGGAGAGAAAAUUCACACUGGAGAGAAGCCUUUCACAUGUCAACAGUGUGGAAAGAGUUUCACUAAAAAAAUAUACCUUAAAUCCCACAUGAGAGUUCACACUGAAGAGAAGCCGUUCAAAUGUGAUCAGUGUGGAGAGAGUUUCAAAUAUAAAGUAACCCUUAAUUCCCACAUCAUCAGUCACACUGGAGAGAAGCCAUUCACAUGUGAUCAUUGUGGAAAGAGUUUCCAACUCAAAGUAACCCUUAAUGCCCACAAAAAGACAAAACACUCAGACCUGAUGGCACUGAAAGAAGAGAAUAAAGAACUGGAAGAAAUAGAAGAGAAAGAUCAAUAUAACAGUCAUGAUUUCAUUGAUGUAGAGAAAUCCAUUCAGACUGAAAUGUCUUCACUAAAUAAAGCACAGAAGACCAAAUCUAACAGUAACUUCACCUGCUCUCAUUGUGGAAAGAGUUUCAAUAAAAAACAUAACCUUAAAUGCCACAUGAAAGUUCACACCAAGCCUUUCACAUGUCAACAGUGUGGAAAGAGCUUCAUUCACAGAGGAAGCCUAAAUUCCCACAUGACAGUUCACACUGGAGAGAAGCCGUUCACAUGUGAAAGGUGUGGAAAGAGUUUCAAAAAUAGAGGAUCCCUUAAUUCCCACAUGCAGAGAGAACACUCAGGAGAGAACGGAGUAAGCCUCAACACUCGGAACUCUUUCACCUGCAAACAGUGUGGGAAGAACUUCACAUGCAAAGCACACCUUGAUUCCCACAUGAGACGUCACACUGGAGAGAAGCCUUUCACAUGUGACCAGUGUGGGACUAGCUUCUCGCACAAAGGAACUCUUAAGACGCACAUGACAAUUCACACUGGGGAGAAGCCAUUCACAUGUGAUCAGUGUGGAAAGAGUUUCAGACUUAAGCCAAUUCUUGAUUCACACAUGAAAAGUCACAGUGUUAAGAGUACUUACACCUGUAAACAGUGUGGGAAGAGCUUCUCAUAUAAGAAAACAUUUGAUGCCCACAUAAGAGUUCACACUGGUGAGAGCCCUUACGUCUGCAAACAGUGUGGGAAGAGUUGCUCAAACAAAGGAAAUCUUAAGGCUCACAUGAGAACUCACACAGGAGAGAAGCCAUUUGUGUGUCUUGAGUGUGGAAAAUGUUUUACAUGUGAAAUAACCCUUACUUUCCACAUGAGGCUUCACUCAAGAGAGAACUCUUUUAAUUGUCAGCAGUGUGGAACGAGUUUCUCAGACAAGAGACGCUUUACCUGGCAUUUAAAAAGGCACUUAAAAAUUCACUCGCGAAAGAAGUCUUUCAAGUGCGAUGACUGUGGAAAGAGUUUCAGAUUUAAAGGAAACCUCAAGACUCACAUGAGAGUUCACACCGGAGAGAAACCUUACACCUGCACUCAGUGUGGGAAGAGUUUCAGUCAGAAAAUAACACUUGACAUUCACAUGAGAGUUCACACCGGAGAGAAACCUUUCACAUGUCUUCAGUGUAAGAAGAGUUUCACAUAUAAAAGUGACCUGAAACGUCAUUUGCAAAAACGUUGUGAAAAGAAGUUGCAGUGCUCUGAGAGUGGAAAGACGAUUAGAAAAAGGAGCAAUUUCAAAAAUGUUCAACACAUUCAAUCUGAAGAAAGGCUAUUUAGUUGUGAUCAAUGUAAUAAAAAAUUCCUUUUGCCAUCACACUUACAGAUACACCAGAAAAGUCAUGCAGAUGUGAGAAAACAUUUGUGUUCGUUGUGUGGAAAGAGAUUUAAAUGGCUCGGCGGUUUAAAAUGGCACCAGAAAAUUCGUAUCUGUGUGAAAGUAAGGCUACGGUCACGCCACAGCUGAAUGUGGCUCAAAUGUGAUUGUCCACCUUAAUGACAAUUUGUAUUCUUCACUUCUUUAUAAUUUUGACUUUUUUUGUCUUAUACAUAUGAAGGGUUAGGGUUGGCUUUAGUUCAGUUUUUUUUUUUGCAGAUUAUUACAUUCACAAAAAGAUAUUACACCCUUCUGUAUUUCUGUGACAAUGCUGCAAUGUGAAUGAAAGAUUAUAAAUAAAAGGACAUGAGUGAAAUAAUGAAUGAUGAACUGUGCAU
Messenger RNA from Ctenopharyngodon idella (grass carp), 4630 nucleotides. Its product is annotated as gastrula zinc finger protein XlCGF8.2DB-like. The record is from RefSeq and is a predicted model, not a curated record. The coding region runs from base 1710 to 4382 and encodes 890 amino acids. Gene Ontology annotation, biological process: regulation of transcription by RNA polymerase II. The transcript has 6 exons. Gene Ontology annotation, molecular function: DNA-binding transcription factor activity; RNA polymerase II cis-regulatory region sequence-specific DNA binding. Lineage: Eukaryota; Metazoa; Chordata; Actinopteri; Cypriniformes; Xenocyprididae.